AUGUCGCAUCUACUAUCACGGACGGAUAUCAUUAACCGUUGCUUAGAACGAGGCUGCUCUGCCGAUUUCUGGAUUAAUAUUGCACUGUGCGUGCUAGGUUGGAUUCCGGGGAUUAUCCAUGCUUGGUACAUCAUUUCCAAGAGCGAAGGAGCCAUGUAG
Desarmillaria tabescens is the source of this 159-nucleotide messenger RNA. RefSeq lists its product as uncharacterized. Lineage: Eukaryota; Fungi; Basidiomycota; Agaricomycetes; Agaricales; Physalacriaceae. The transcript has 2 exons. Gene Ontology annotation, cellular component: membrane. The coding region runs from base 1 to 159 and encodes 52 amino acids. The record is from RefSeq and is a predicted model, not a curated record.